AUGGAAGAUAUUUUGGGAUUUGGUGAUUUGAUCGAGAGCAGGCCAGUAGAGCAUAUGGGUCAAAGCGACUUGACAUUCAAUGGAAUGCUUGUACCAGGGUUAAAAAUCUACGAGGAUGGUGGUGAAAGUGGCUGUGGAGGUAAAGUCUGGAUUGCCGGUGAGCUUCUUUGUGAAUUUAUACUGGAAAAGUCCAGAGACGGUGAACUACUGAAGGACUGGAUAAACGAUGACUCAGUAUCAUUUGGUAAUGUCUUGGAGCUUGGUAGCGGAACUGGACUAGUUGGACUGUGUGUCGGUUUGGUGACGAAAAAACAAAGCCAGCGAAUGGUGAAAACCUACAUCACCGACAUUGACCAGUUGGUACCGUUGAUGGAGAAGAAUGUCGAGUUAAAUCUAAUCGAUCAACAAGUUUUUGCAAAAGAAUUGUUAUGGGGAGAAGCAUUGCCAAUUGAAUUUGCCCCAGUAAAAACUGGACAUGCGACCACUAGUUCUCUUGAUUUGGUCCUUGCUGCUGAUUGUGUGUACUUGGAGAAAGCCUUCCCUCUACUAGAAAAAACAUUACUUGACUUGACAGAGUGUGAUAACCCACCAGUGAUCCUAAUGGCUUACAGGAAAAGAAGAAAAGCUGAUAAGCAUUUCUUUCAAAAGAUCAGAAAGAACUUUAAUGUUAUAGUCAUCAAUGAUUUUAAAAACUACGACCAAUAUCUGAAACAAAGAACACAUCUGUUCCAAUUGGUUCGUAAAUAG
This is a messenger RNA of Nakaseomyces glabratus, 747 nucleotides long. RefSeq names its product putative protein-lysine N-methyltransferase (gene EFM6). NCBI's taxonomy places the organism in Eukaryota, Fungi, Ascomycota, Saccharomycetes, Saccharomycetales, Saccharomycetaceae. Gene Ontology annotation, biological process: peptidyl-lysine methylation. Gene Ontology annotation, cellular component: cytoplasm; cytosol. The record is from RefSeq and is a predicted model, not a curated record. Gene Ontology annotation, molecular function: protein-lysine N-methyltransferase activity.